GCCGCCUGUCUGCCCUGGCUACCAUUUCCCCUUUCCGGCCUAUGAAAAACAGACAGCCCUCUCCUGCCAAAUAAGGCAAACGGCACCAGGAAGUGACUCGCCAGUGCCUUUUGCUGAUUGGCUGAACGCCCAGCUGGUCAACUAUGCUAUUUCCCACAAUAACACCUCGUGGCUGUGUCCACUCAGUAAAGCGAGGCUGAGCACCUCUUCUGCUUGAUAAACUUAUCAUUAGCACUGGGAAACAAUUUGGAACAUGGAGUACAAAUUCAUCAAGCUCCUGCUCCUUUUGGGCAUCUCCAGUUUGAGCAGGGGCGCAAUCCAGCGACCAGAUUACGACGACACAGCCACCCCAGAGUUCCUUAACCCGUCCUGGAUGGCAAGCAUCCCUGACGAGCGGCCCCUGUCCGAGCUCACCAUGCCCGGCACCCAUAACACCAUGGCGCUUUACGGCGGCGUCUAUGCCGAGUGCCAAACGUGGAGCCUGGAUUUGCAGUUGCGCGCCGGCGUCCGCUUCCUGGACGUGCGCGUGCGCCACGUGGAUGGCAACCUCACCAUUCACCACGGGGUGGUGUACCAGCAUGCCCACUUCGGCCAGGUGCUGGAGGGCGUGCAAGAAUUCCUGGCCAGUUUCCCGAGCGAGACGGUGCUGAUGCGCAUCAAGGAAGAGCUGAGCGACACCGAUAACAUCUACGGGGCCGUGGUGGAGCACAUAUGGCGCUACGUCCGAUGGGACAUGCUGUGGCACAGCCGCCUGGUGCCCACCAUGGGUCAGGCGCGAGGUAAGCUCAUCAUCCUGCAGGACUUCUUUGGGCCAGACUUGGGGAUGCGCUACGCCUCUAUGGACAUUGCUGAUGACUGGAAGGUCCCCACACUUCUGCACGUGAAGGAGAAGUGGCAGAGUGUCUACGAGCACCUUGAGAUGGCGCCCACGGGGAAUAAGGACCAGAUCUUCCUCACCUACAGCAGCGGCACGGGCGUCUUUGCCGCCCCGAGAGCGGUGGCACAACGUGUCAAUCUUCAGCUGUACGACUACUUGAGGGCCAAGGCUAAUCUGACCCAACGCUUUGGUAUCAUAUGCAUGGACUUCCCCGCUGCUCCCAUGAUUCAAACAAUUAUUGACUUCCAGCUUGAGGCGGACGUGGGCCAGCUACCUUUGAAGCGGCUUGCUGUGCAAUUUAAUGACAAAUAAAUCCUCAGCGCAACUGAUUCCUAUUCCUAACAACGGUUGGUGCUUCAACAAGUUAAAUAGUACAGUGAUCAUUGUAGAUUUAACUCAAACAGCUCACUUUUUAGGUCGACUCAUCAUUGUCUUUCAUAUUUAAAAUAACAAAACAUGCAUAUUCCAAAUUCUAUUUGCCAAUAAAGCCAAACUCAAAUGCA
This is a messenger RNA of Syngnathus acus (greater pipefish), 1380 nucleotides long. RefSeq lists its product as uncharacterized. Gene Ontology annotation, molecular function: phosphoric diester hydrolase activity. Gene Ontology annotation, biological process: lipid metabolic process. The transcript is spliced from 5 exons. The record is from RefSeq and is a predicted model, not a curated record. Lineage: Eukaryota; Metazoa; Chordata; Actinopteri; Syngnathiformes; Syngnathidae. The coding region runs from base 254 to 1189 and encodes 311 amino acids.